UUCGUCUUCUUCUUCUUCUACUUCACUCUCUCUCUCUCAAUUAGCCCCAAUUCGUAAACCCUAUCCCUACCAAUUUCCGAGCCUCAGCGGCUUCAACUCGGACGCUGGUAGCCGCUGCACGGGCACAAACCAAGCCUCGGGACUCUCGUAGACCAACGCUAGUCACUCCAACUACGACUCUCUUCCUUCUCCAUAAACCCUUGCUUAUAUUUUCUGCUUGAAAAUUAGCCAUGGCCGGCGAGAAGAAGAUCGAGAAAGCUGAAGCUGUAGCCACUGUGUUGGCUUCGGACUCUGUUUCAGGAUUAGUAGAGCCAAAACUGGUUUCUGGGAAGGAAGGGAUACCAUAUGAUUCGAUUUCCUCCAUCUCUGCUUCACGGGAUGCCAACUAUAGCAUCAAAGGUGAGACUGUUCAAGAGUCGGUUGGAGAGCAUGGUGUUUACUAUCCCCCCACUAGCUGUUACAAUUAUUAUUAUCCAGGAUAUAAUGGUUCCUAUACUCAAAUGGACGAACAUCGCUAUGCACAUGCGAGUAAUUCUCAUGCGGGUGUGCAGUCAGAUAAUGGUUCAAUGGUCUAUUAUCUGCCCAGCUAUAAUCCUUAUGCCCCCGGAACUCUUAUGGGUGUUGAUGGCCAAGGUGCUGGUCAACAGCAGUAUUAUUCUUCAUCUGGUUAUCUUCAACCACCAGUUUCGUAUGGUUCAGAAGCUAUGCCUUGUUAUUCAUGGGACACAACACUUUCUGGUGAUACCUCUGGUUUUGGAAAUCUAAAGUCAGGACCAGGUGGUACUGCUUUGUCUAGGUCUAGUGGCAUAAUGUCGGCCAAAGCAAAUGGAAAUCUUGCCAGCAAAUUUUCCAAGUCUUUCCCUUCUACACAACCCAUCAAAUCAUUAAACAAGGCGCCUCAUUUAGGUUCUGAUUUCUCAGCCAGUCUUUUGAAGGGAUACCCCUCAACUGGAAGGUUCUCAUCAUUCACUAACCAGAAGGGUAUGUUUCCUCUUAACGCUCAAACAAACUACAAAUCCUAUGGGAGGAUUCCAAGUGGAAACGACGGAUAUAAACCAAGGGAAAAAUAUAAUAGAAAUGAGAAUUUUGAAUCCCCAAAUGAGUUGCCACGUGGUCCGAGAUCUCGCAACAAGAGUCCUCCUUCAGACUCAUCAGUUGAGAAAGAAGCAUUGGAAUUUACAGUCUGUAGAGACAAAUAUAACCUACCAGAUUUUCAGACUGAUUUUGAAAGUGCAAAGUUCUAUGUCAUUAAGUCUUACAGUGAGGAUGAUGUCCAUAAGAGCAUUAAAUAUGAUGUUUGGGCCAGCACUCCGAAUGGCAAUAAGAAACUGGAUGCAGCAUUUCGUGAGGCUGAAGCAAAAUCUAGUGAGACAGGCAGACGGUGCCCUAUUUUCCUCUUUUUCUCGGUGAAUGGUAGUGGGCAGUUUGUAGGCCUGGCCGAGAUGAUUGGGGUGGUAGAUUUUAACAAAGAUAUGGACUUCUGGCAAGUUGACAAGUGGAGUGGGUUCUUCCCAGUUAAUUGGCAUGUAAUAAAGGAUAUACCUAAUACUCAGUUGCGGCAUAUCAUUCUUGAAAACAAUGACAACAGACCUGUAACUUUUACCCGGGACACUCAAGAGAUUGGACUGAAGCAAGGUUUGGAAAUGCUGAACAUCUUCAAGAGUUACGCACCCAAAACAUCCUUGUUAGAUGACUUUAAUUUCUAUGAAAAUCGUGAAAAGUCUCUACAAGCCAAAAGGGGCAGUAAACCUGCAACUUUAAAGAUUGAAGCAUACAUUGAUGGGGAUAUCACUCACAUGAAUGCUGGAGGGGAGGAAUUUGAAGCUGAUUCAGGUGGGCUCGGAAUGACUUCUGAUCGAGCAUCUCUUAUUUCGCUUACUAAAAAUCUUUCCCUCAAUGCUUGACCAUGAGCAGCAAUGCUUGCAGAACUAGAGCCAUUUUGCGAGUUAGGUCUUAGUUUUUAGGUUAUUUGGUUUUGUUAUUGUUAUUUUUCCUUUCCUUUUUUAUUUUUUUGUCUUUAUCUUUUCAUUCUUUAGCUUUUCUCCAAUUUGUCAUUUUAAGUUCUCUGUUUUUGAGUCAUUAGUUGGUGAGCAGUGAGUUGUAGCUGAACCUCUUGUUAAGAUUUGUGUUUGGUAGUAAUAAAUUAUCUUUUUCUUUUUUCUUU
Messenger RNA from Argentina anserina (silverweed cinquefoil), 2164 nucleotides. Its product is annotated as YTH domain-containing protein ECT3-like. The transcript is spliced from 9 exons. The coding region runs from base 231 to 1904 and encodes 557 amino acids. NCBI's taxonomy places the organism in Eukaryota, Viridiplantae, Streptophyta, Magnoliopsida, Rosales, Rosaceae. Gene Ontology annotation, molecular function: mRNA binding. Gene Ontology annotation, biological process: mRNA destabilization. The record is from RefSeq and is a predicted model, not a curated record. Gene Ontology annotation, cellular component: cytoplasm.